Gambusia affinis (western mosquitofish) is the source of this 1862-nucleotide messenger RNA. RefSeq names its product CD28 molecule (gene cd28). The transcript is spliced from 6 exons. Gene Ontology annotation, cellular component: external side of plasma membrane. The record is from RefSeq and is a predicted model, not a curated record. Gene Ontology annotation, biological process: T cell receptor signaling pathway; regulation of T cell proliferation. Lineage: Eukaryota; Metazoa; Chordata; Actinopteri; Cyprinodontiformes; Poeciliidae. Bases 608 to 1348 code for a protein of 246 amino acids.
UAAGUAUUCAGCCGGUAAAAGUUUCCGCAUGAUCAUGUGACUUGUGUUCAUUGGUUUCCACUCAACCAACCACAUUUUGAACCAAAUUCUCAAAAGUUGUGAAUUUGGUUCAAAAUGUGUGUCACAAACUUUGAGUUUUAUGUUUACAACUUGUAGGAAGUUGCAAACUUAAAACCUGACCAGGGAUUAAAGAAGCAGCAAAUGAUGCGUGUGAGCCGUGCAGAGUGUGCAGGAGACGAUCAGAGGUUAUGCUGCAGAAGUGCUGAAUAUAAGUUUCACACUCAUCUUGAUUUGCAUGUUUCCCGCACAAACAGAAGACAGUCUGGUGGAACACUUGUUAUGUUUGCACUUUGAGAGAUGUUAUAUUCAACUCUAUAUUUUCCCAUCUUUAUCUUGUUGUAUUUUCAGAGCUUAUUUAAACUGCCUAUUUUUCAAAAAAUCUGAUUGUCUGCUGACACUAACCGCUUCUUGAAAAUCACAGAAUCUUGUCCCUGCGUUCCUGUAGAACCACAGCUACUAAACGUUGUUUGACUUUACUGGCAAAUCGCUGUCGUCAUUUCCUGUGCUGCCACACAGUUUCCAUGACAGCUGAGAAAGACUAUAAAGGAUGUUCCUGACUCAUAGUAUGAUGGGAUGGAGUGUGUUGGCAGUGCUCACCAUCAGUGUGCCUGUGUGGAGCUCUGUGAAGGUGACGCAGCCCUACAGAGUAGUGAGCACCAACGGAACAGCACAGAUCCACUGCAUCAUCCACUCCAGAACCGCCGCCUCCCACCUCCGACCCGCCCAGCGUCUGGAGAAUCUCGUCUCCAACCUGGAAGACCUGCAGGUGGCUCUGCUUAGAGGUCUCCAUGGCAACCAGAAAAUCUGCUCCUCCACCCUCAACAUCUCAAAGAAUAUGCAGAUGCAGCAGGAGAAAGACGGAGACGGACAGUGUGCGGUUCAGAUGAAAGAUGGCGCUUUGGUGGUGACACUAUCCGGACUGAAAGCCACACACACAGAUAUCUAUCGCUGCGCCAUCCAGGUCUUCUACCCACCACCCUACCAGCAGCUCACAGGCAACGGCACACUCCUUCAUGUCCUGGAGGAUUCCCCCUGCCCUGUCCGGGGGCCCCAGAGACAGCAGAGUGAGGAGGAGGAGAGGGACGAAGAGGAGAGUAAUGAGACAAAACCAGCAGUCAGCGUUACUGUGGUAGUUCUUGUGAUAGCCAUCAUCUGUGUCCUCAUCAUAAUCAUCACUUUGCAGACUCUCCAGUGUGAGCGAGGCAGAAGGGAACCUAUCAGGAUGCCGCCGAACGUCUUGCUUCACAAAGUGGAUGCUGUACCAUUUUCAUGUGGAACCAUGGCAUAGGAAUCUCCCAAAUGAUAGCGAUUAUUUUGCUGUCUGUGCUUUUGUACUUCUCCAGUGCAAAACUAAUGUUUACGUUCUUGUAAACACACACCUUGUGUUAAAGCUGUGGCUUUGGUUCAGUUAAGUUUAUUUGACUUGAGUUGCUGAAGCACCUGUAUUGAGGUGAGAAGGCUAGUACCGCUAGUACUGUGUACAAACUGCUGAUGUGCGUUAAACCUCUUUGUUUAAGCUGCUUAGUUGCAACAUUUAGCAUCAUUAUGACUUUCACCUUCUUAUUGUGUUUUGUUUUUACAUGUUGUUACAUAUUAAAAUAGAGUUCUGUGUCACCUAGCAAAAUGUUCUGAAGCCUCAUUUUCUAAAUGUAGUUGGAGGAGAUUGCUUUACACUGAACCAAAAUGAAUCCGGUUUGCAAUGUUGUUACACGUUAUCUUUCCUAUGUCCUUUGUUAAACUGUAUACAAUGAAUUUACUGAAUGUUGUUAAUUUUCCAUUGGCAAAGCUGCAUUUAUAUAGUU